CUUUCUUCUCUUUCCUAGGCCCACCCAGAAUUGCUGACAAAGUGAUUCACCGGCAAUCUGUGCGAUUAGGAAGAACGGUCAAGCUCCUUUGCCCGGUGGAGGGUGACCCCCCGCCUCUCACCAUGUGGAUGAAAGAUGGACGGACGAUCCACAGCGGGUGGACAAGGUUCCGGGUCCUCCAGCAAGGGCUGAAAAUCAAGGAAGUAGAAAGCGAGGACGCCGGGACAUACAUCUGCAAGGCCACCAACGGAUUCGGCAGCAUGAGUGUGAACUAUACGCUCAUCGUGAUUGAUGAUGCCAGCCCUGGUAGGGAGAGUGUGGUGCCUGAAGGCCCCAAUGCGGACUCCGAAGAUCAUGCUGGGAAGCUCUGGGCUCGACCUCGGUUCAGUCAGCCUGCCAAGAUGAGGCGGAGGGUGAUCGCCCGGCCCGUGGGGAGCUCCGUGCGCCUGAAAUGCGUCGCCAGUGGAAAUCCUCGGCCUGAUAUCAGCUGGCUAAAAGACAACAAGCCUCUCGCCCCACAGGAGAUUGGGGGGAACAAAAGGAAGAAAUGGACACUGAGCUUGAAGAACCUCAAGCCUGAAGACAGCGGGAAAUACACCUGCCGCGUCUCCAACAGGAUCGGGGAGAUCAACGCCACCUACAAAGUGGAAGUCAUCCAAAGAACAAGAUCCAAACCCAUUCUUACCGGGACCCACCCUGUGAACACCACAGUGGACUACGGAGGGACCACCUCGUUCCAGUGCAGGGUGAGGAGCGACGUGAAGCCCGUCAUCCAGUGGCUGAAGCGGGUGGAGUACGGGACUGAGAACAAGUACAACUCGACCAUCGAUGUCGGGGGACAGAAGUUUGUGGUGCUGCCCACGGGGGACGUCUGGUCCCGCCCAGAUGGCUCCUACCUGAACAAGCUCAUGAUCACCCGAGCCAGAGAGGAGGACGCUGGGAUGUACAUCUGCCUCGGGGCCAACACCAUGGGCUACAGCUUCCGGAGCGCCUUCCUGACGGUGUUGCCAGAUCCCAAGCCGCCCAGCCCACCGGUGGCUCCUUCCUCCGCCAGCAGUCUUCCGUGGCCCGUGAUCAUUGGGAUCCCUGCCGGAGCGGUCUUCAUCCUGGGCACCAUCCUUCUCUGGCUCUGCCAAACCAAAAAGAAGCCCUGCUCUCCUCCAGCGGCAACCCCCAUCCACAGGGCCCACCCCCGGGACCGCCUCUGCACCGCCCCCCUGCCCGACAAAGACGGCCUGUCCCCCGCUCACUAUGAGGAGUACCUGGUACAGCAGCAGCACCUGCUCUCCCCGGGGCCUGGCCUGGCCUCCACCACCGCCGCUUCCAAAAUGUACCCAAAGACGUACACGGACAUCCACAGCCACACUCACUCCCAUGUGGAAGGCAACGUCCACCAGCACCAACACGUUCAUUACCAGUGCUGAAGAAGAGCAGCCUCUCUCUCUCUCUCCAGGUGUGCCUUGCGCUGCUGCUGAGGUAGAGCCAGAAACCAAAAUGAAACCAAACCAAAAGCAUUUGGGAGACAGGUGUGGAAUGUGGGUCUUUGGCUGUUUUGUUACCGUGACAAGAAAUUAUGAAGGAAUUCCCAAAGGGCAAAGGCGACUUCUUGCACCCCUUGAGAAGUCAGAAACUGCCGGCAUGAAGGCGAGAGAAGGUGGGGGAGGCGCCCGUCCACAGCUGCUUCUCUUCUCCGGUCAGCUCCGGGAGGGCAAAUCCCAAGGAACCACCCCCCCCUCUCCGGAGCCCCUCCUCCCAGGGAAGGAGAGGAAGGAGGUGCUGGAGUUGGCCAAGGGGCUCAGCCACACCCAUGGCCGAGCAUUCUUAAGUGGCCUUCCGAAGAAGACGAGCACUGCCUGGGUUGCUUUCCAGGGCAGUUUCUCUUUUUUUUUAAGUUAAAGUUGUGAAAUGUUCCCGUGUUGCCUGAAAAUUAGCAAUAAGGAAGCUGAUGCUGACUGACAGUCCGCGUUUCACCGGAGGGCUUUCUUGGAAGGAAAGAGAGGAGCUCUCCCUUCCUCCACUGCCAAAAAGAAAAAGGAGAUUGUACAGCUUGCUUUUAUAUUUAUAUUUAAUUAUUGUAAGGAUGAUAAUAAUUAAACUGCUGGAUUCUUUUUUUAAUGGAUCCCACCACGUCGCCCUUCCCAGAGCUAAAUGCCAGGCCAUGGUCUGUGUGUGUUUGGGGGGGGGGGGGAUGUCUGGGCUGCGAAGGGGGGGGCAUCAGGCAGGUAAAAGCUGCUUGGGAAAGAGAGAAUAAAGUGCCUCUCUGGAGAAGGAAUUUGCUGAAUGUGCACUUCUGGAGGGGGGGGGGUCAGUUUGUGUCUGUCAAACCAUGCAGUUUCAUCUCAGUUUAGUUUCAAGGGAAACGGCAAGCCAAGUAGGACCGUAUUAAAGGCCCAGCUGGACUCAAUGUUAAUUCAGUCAAAGAUCUAAAAUCUUUUUAAUUCUAUAUAGAGUUUAAACAGAAGACGUGUAUAUUAAUUUAUUUUGUUAAAACAAAAAACACAAAAAAAAGAGAAAAUGUAUAAUUUCAUCAAGAGCAGGCAUUUCUAUACUUAUUUUGAUCAAAAAUAAAAGAUGUUGUCCAGUU
Messenger RNA from Heteronotia binoei (common prickly gecko), 2584 nucleotides. It is a transcript of the gene FGFRL1, whose product is annotated as fibroblast growth factor receptor like 1. Gene Ontology annotation, molecular function: fibroblast growth factor receptor activity; fibroblast growth factor binding. Gene Ontology annotation, cellular component: plasma membrane. Bases 123 to 1424 code for a protein of 433 amino acids. The record is from RefSeq and is a predicted model, not a curated record. The transcript has 5 exons. Lineage: Eukaryota; Metazoa; Chordata; Lepidosauria; Squamata; Gekkonidae.